AUGAGUCAACCAGAUUCUCAAAUCAAGAAGGAAGUCACAGUGAAAAAGGAAGAUGGUUCUGGUUCUGCUCCUACCUCACCUAGCAAACAACAAGAAUGGCAAACCAUCCCAUUAAAGUCAUGCACAGAAGAGGAUGUCAAAGAUAUUAGAUUUCAUAUAAUGAAAUUUGCUACUAAACAGGACGUAAAUAUUACCAAAGAUUUUACCAGACCUGUGAGAUUGCACAGAAAAGAUCCUAGAAACAUGCAAUUCCAUUUAACCCGUGAGGAAUUAGAUCAAAGGAAAAGAGAGAAGGAACAAAUGGAAAAGUUGAAACAGGAAGAAAAAGAAGAAGCAACAAAACCAAUUGAAGAAUCAGAAGAAAAGGAACAAAAGGAUAAACUUGCAGCUGAAGCAGCAAAAGUAGCUCCAGAAAAACCAACACUAAAUAAAAACCAAGCAGAUAUGUCUCAAGUGGCCCCUGAUGGCGGAGCAAGAAAGAACAGAAAGAAUUUGUUCAAGCGUAAAACCAGGCAGAUUAAUCUCAUGAAUGAAGAAAAAAGAAAAUUGAGAUACGAAGAGCAUUAUCCUUGGGUAAUAGAGGAUUAUGAUGGGAAAAACGUGUUUGUGGGGAAUUAUGAGGCAGGAUCAACGGAACAACAACAUGUAUUGUUUGUUUUUGAUAAAGACGGAUUCAAAAUGAUUCCUGCUGAAAAAGUGUACAGAUUCACACCUAGAAAUCGGUAUGCCACUUUGACUUUGGAAGAGGCAGAAGCAAAAAUGGAAAGAAACUCCAGUGUACCUAGAUGGUUGAUGAAACAUAUGGAGGACAGAUCAAUUGCUGAAGGUACACCCGAUCAAAGAUUUAGAUAUAAUUCACCUGCAGCCAAUGGGAGUGUGAUAGCAAAUAUAAGCAAUGGAAGCUCUGGAAGAAGAAUGAGAACAGUUUUGGGUGGAAGCGGAUCAGGAAAUGAUAGAGAUUCUGAUCAUGAUGAUUUAGAUUACGAUGAAGAAUUUGCUGAUGAUGAGGAAGCUCCUAUUAUGGAUGGAGAUGAAGAAGAAAAUAAAUUGUCGGAGAAAAAAAUCAAAAAAGAAAUGUUGAAAGCUGCCCAUUUUGAUGGGCAACUGGAGGCAGAAGCAGAAGAUGAUUUGGACGAUUUGUUUGAAACUGAAAAAACCAGAAAAGUCGAUAAAGAAGGCAAGAAGUUAAGAAAAGUGUUGAAUAAACGUGAAGGUGGAGUAUAUGACAGUGAUGAAGAAGAUGGAUUAAUGCCAUAUCUCUCCAAGUCUGAUUUGGAAAGUGAAGAAGAAAGUGAAGAGGAAGUUCAAGUUAAGAAGGAGCCAUUAAGUGAUUCACAAACUGAAAACAAUACAAAUAAGACAUUCCGUGCAAGAGAGGUAACUGUCAAAAGCAUUGGAGAUGGUUUUGUGAUUAUCAAAGCUCCACCAUCAUUUUUGGGAACCAUGCCAGCAGGUGAUUGGAAUCCCCAAGCACGCAAACGCCCCUCUCCAGAAGCCACCAGUCCAAGAAAGAAACUUAAAUUGGAUGACAAUAUCAAAGUUAAAAAAGAAAAAACAUUGUCACCACCUCCUCCUGCUUCCCCUACUACAAAUGCUAGUCCUACAAGCAGUGGAAUGGAUUUGAAUGAUGCUGGACCAGACAAUUUAUUGGUAACCGUCAAAGAUGUUUUGGAUAUUGUGAAAGAUCAACCAUUGACUACAAAGGAAUUAUUAAUGGGAUUAAAGAGCAGGGUUAGCGCUCAUAAGGAUAAUAAAUUAAGAAUUAUCAGUAUCGUCAAACAAAACUUACGAUUGGUAGACGGGAAGUUAGUUCUUAAAGACUAA
Messenger RNA from Candida dubliniensis CD36, 1824 nucleotides. It is a transcript of the gene TFG1, whose product is annotated as transcription factor IIF subunit. Bases 1 to 1824 code for a protein of 607 amino acids. Gene Ontology annotation, molecular function: RNA polymerase II general transcription initiation factor activity; DNA binding; TFIIF-class transcription factor complex binding. Gene Ontology annotation, biological process: positive regulation of transcription elongation by RNA polymerase II; transcription initiation at RNA polymerase II promoter. The record is from RefSeq and is a predicted model, not a curated record. The transcript has a single exon. NCBI's taxonomy places the organism in Eukaryota, Fungi, Ascomycota, Pichiomycetes, Serinales, Debaryomycetaceae. Gene Ontology annotation, cellular component: transcription factor TFIIF complex; nucleus.